UUUUAAUUUUUAUUAGCACGAACACCGGACGGCCUGCCUCGGCGGACUGCCUACACGACAGCAGCAGCAGCCACAGGUCCCCGUUCAGUUGUUCAGCCGUUGCCAUCGCUGGAGGAUCGUCCAUCGCCAACGUCGUCGUCGUCGCUGUCGCGUGUGCCGUUCCGUUCUAAUAAAAUCAAUCGGGUAGAUCUUUUCUUUCGCGUGUGUUGUUUGUGUUUGUGUGCGUGUGUGCCUUCUUGUUUAUGUUUGUCGUCUCUUGAAAAGGGUUUUAAAGUUUAAUGCAUCCGUUUUAUUAUCGUUUCAUAUAGUGUGAGGAGCCUUCAAUGCGAUUUGUUUGAUCUUGCAACAGUGCAUAAAUACAGAAAAAAAAAUUCAAAUUAAAUUAAAUAAUCCAAAAAGUACAUAAAAGAAGUUGGGAAAGUGUGGCAACAUCCAUAAAACUAACUUAAGUUGUUGUUAUACUAAAUACCGCGUUGACAGCCGCAAGUGGCAGAAGCUCAAGCAGCUGUCUGAUAUAAGUACGACCAAGAAGCUGCCACAGAGCUCUGUUGAAAGCCCAAGUGGCCAAUCGCAAACAGCGGCAACAACGUUGGCGUGCAACGUCCUUGACAUAGAGCGGACGAACGCACAAAUCAGCCCAGAGUGAAGUGGAAGACGACAUCAUCGGACGAUGAAUUGGACGCGCGUGUUGCUAAUCGGCCUGGUGGCCGUCUUGGCGCUGGCACUUGUGGAGGUUGCAUCACUCUCACUGGAUCCAGUUGCUUCUGCUGAGCUGGAACAGUUUAUCAGGAAAGGAGAUGUGGUCAUUUCCACGCGUCACAUAAGACCGCGACGCAAGCUGCAUAUAUCCAUUGAGGCGCUGUUCAUGAUCGACUUUCCCAUGCUGAAGCAUAAGAUGUCCUUCUUCCUGGACCGCAAGCAGCAGCGCGUUACGCUGGACAUUAGCGCCAAUGGAGCGACAGAGUCACGCAACUUUGAGAUACCCAACAUAAAUGAGACGAGCACCAUACGAUCGUUGGCCCUGCAGUUCUCGAAGAAUCGCAUUACACUCCAUGUGGACUGCAAGCCGAGCACUUUCCAUGACAUUGACAUGAGCCUGUCCAAGCUGUACACCCAAAUGGAUGAUCCAGUGAUUAAGCUGUUCAGGGAACGCAAAUAUCCACUGCACUUUGAUGCAGACAUGGAACACUCGCUGCAGCGUGCCAACUGUCAAAAGGGUCUCCAUCGUCGGGGCAAUCGACGCAUGCUGCGGAACAAGAUUUCCGAGCGUGAGAAGAACAGGAAACGCGAUUUGCGCAGCAAUUGGUACCAUGAGCCAACCCUGGCCCGGGACGGCGUCGACCAGCGUCAGCAGGAAAUACCUACGGAUGUGGAGCGUGGCGAUAUACCCAUCAUGCAUGGCGAUUGUGAAGACGCCCUCGCACGAUCGCUGAGCGAUCUUCUGGCAUUGGUUAAGCUGCUGCGCGAAGAUGUCGCCCACCAGCGUCAGGAGAUUGCCUACUUGCGCAUGCUUUUGGAGAACUGUGCGGGCUGCAAGGAGCCCAGCGGAGACAAUCAUAUACGCCUCGAGCCCAAUUGCCGCACUGCGAAUCCUUGUUAUCCUGGCGUUGAUUGCCACGAGACCGCCUCGGGACCCAGGUGCGGCCGUUGUCCUGCUGGCUUCAUUGGCGAUGGCAAAGUCUGCAAGCCGGGCGUCAGCUGCGCGGACAGGCCCUGUUUUCUAGGCGUUCAGUGUCACGAUACGGUGAACGGUGCCCAGUGUGACUCCUGUCCGGCUGGCUAUGAAGGUGAUGGACGCACAUGUUCGCUACGUAAUCCUUGCCUGGACACACCAUGCCCCUCAGGCAACAUUCUAAUGCCCACACAUAAUGUGCAGCACUAUCAGAGGCAGAGCCAGUACACAGCACGCAAAUACUCGGUUGUAACGAACUGAAUCAGAUCAGAGUAGAAUUUAAUUAUAAAUUCGAGUAACUUAGAGACAGAGAGCGAGAGCGAGAGAGAGCACAUAAUUAAUCACUUAUAAAUAGUCAUAAGUUGUAAGCUCUAUGAAUGGCAAUCGAAUUAAUUCAAAGUAUUAGCAACGUUUCGCCCUUAAACAAUAAAUCACAAAAGUACUUACAAAAAUAAUAAUAAAUACAAUUAAAUUAAAUCAACUUUAAAAAACAAAUAGUAAAUACUCUAAUAAUACUUGGAAAAAGAAACCAACCAGAAAGUGGAGUUUAUAAGCGUGUUACGAAAUUUGUUUUCCCCUCUCUGUAAUGCCUAAAAUGAGAUGUGAAUAAAAUUAUACAGUAUAUUUUUCAAAAACAUAUCAAAUUACA
Messenger RNA from Drosophila novamexicana, 2321 nucleotides. RefSeq lists its product as uncharacterized. Lineage: Eukaryota; Metazoa; Arthropoda; Insecta; Diptera; Drosophilidae. The record is from RefSeq and is a predicted model, not a curated record. Bases 671 to 1933 code for a protein of 420 amino acids. The transcript is spliced from 10 exons.